Messenger RNA from Arachis ipaensis, 1545 nucleotides. The record is from RefSeq and is a predicted model, not a curated record. Lineage: Eukaryota; Viridiplantae; Streptophyta; Magnoliopsida; Fabales; Fabaceae.
AAACGCAAAGGAAAAGCCAGAAACCCUACCACUAGUCACUGAAAGAUUGCGAUUCGCAGCCAGAGAAGUGACAUUGUCGUUCAGUUACGUUUAAGCUCCACAGCAGCAGUGAGUUUGAAACCCUUGCUUUCCGGGAGAAGAUUGUGUCAGUUUGGUCGAGAGAUGAGCUAUUUUAGUGUCAAGAUACACCAUGGGGGGAAGUUCGGGUUUGAUGGUGAACCUUUACACUAUGUGGGGGGUGAGACUUCGAUAGUGGACUACUGUGAUGAAGAUAGGUGGAGCAGGUUCGAGGCUAUGGAGAUAGUGCUCGAACAGGGAUAUGUGGUAGAGAAUAUCGCUGCAAUGUGGUAUAAGUCUCUGAACGAUGAAACAGAUGUAGGGUUGAGGAUGCUUCACACAGACAAGGAUGCCAUGGACAUGGCUAGAAUUGGAAUGAGGGACAACAUGGUGGAGCUUUUUGUUGUGCACAAAGAUUCUACUACUACUAGGAAAGGCUGCACUAUUGAGGAAAUUGAAGAGAUAGAUGGUGAUGAGGCUGCUGCACCCACUGCAGACACUAUUGGGCCUGGUCCAAUUGUGUUGCACAAGGCCCAGUUGCACAAGGCCCAAUCUGUUGCUCAGGCCAAGGUGGGUGAGAAGCCCAAUGUGGUGACAAAAGCCCAGAAUGAUGUGCUGGAGGAUGGUGAUGAAGAGAGGUCAGAGGGGUCAGAUUUCUCAGGUGAUGAAGAAUCUGAGGAUGAUGACUACCAGCCAGGAAUUGAUGAUGAGGGGGACAGUGAUGAACAAUGGAGUGAAAAUAGCUCUGGAGAUACUGAUCUGCAUGUUGCAUUUGAUGACAGCGAUGAUGAUUGGAAUGCUGAUGGGGGUUUGUAUGAUGUUGAAGUCACAACUACAAAAGAUCCUCAAAGGCCGAAACAGAGUGUUCCAACUGAGAGAGAACAAGGAGAGCAAAGUGGCAGUGUUAAUAAGGGUAAAGAGCAAGUGGUGGCUGCUGGAUUAAGGGAUGAGGAUGAUGGGUAUGACAGUGAGGGGUUGUGGGAUGUCCCUGUAAGUGAUGAUGAAGGGGAUCCCUUGUUCAGGAGGUACCCGGUGUAUAAGGGAUUGAAGAAUAUGAAGGAGUAUAAAUGGGAGGUUGGGACAAUGUACGUAGAUAGGAAUGCUUUUAAAGAAUGUGUAACGAGCUAUGCCGUGCACAGUGGUAGAGGAAUAUGGUUCUCGAAGUGUGAUAGCCACCGGUGCAAAGCUGUUUGUAAAGAAGGUUGCAAGUGGUUUGCUUACUGCCAUAAGAUGAAGCGAGAGGAUUCAUGGCAACUGACAAGCUGUUACAAGAAACACACAUGCUCUAAGGCCACCAAGAUUGGUAUAAUGAGUUCUCAGUGGCUAAGUAAGGCUUUUAUGAAGAAGAUCUGUGAAAACCCGAAAAUCAAGUUGAGAAGUUUGAUAAAGAAGGCUCAUAGCAAGUGGAAUGUGGAUCUCACAAUGACCAAAGCUGCCAGAGUGAAGCAGCAAGCCCUGGAUGAAAUUAAUGGUACUUACGGAGAGUAA